AACAGAAGCUUUUUCUAAACCAACCACGACCUUUUCUUUCCUCAGUGUUCCGUUGCGUUCUUCAUUGAACCGUGGCGGCCAUUGACCACACGCAACCGCCAUGCAUCUGUACAAUUUUACACUACAACCCCCAACGGCAAUUACCCAGGCCAUCGUUGGCAAUUUUUCUGGAGCCAGACAGCAGGAAAUCAUCGUUUCUCAUGGUACACGUCUAGAGUUACUACGGCCAGAUCCUCAGACAGGAAAGGUCUCGACUGUCAUUGCUACGGAUGUCUUUGGUUCAAUUAGAUCAUUGGCUGCCUUUCGACUAACGGGAGGGACGAAGGACUACGCAAUCGUAGGGUCUGAUUCAGGCCGUAUCGUUAUUUUGGACUAUGAUCCCAAGACCAGUAAUUUCGUCAAGCUUCAUCAAGAGACAUUUGGGAAAUCCGGCGCGCGUCGUAUCGUGCCUGGUCAGUAUCUGGCUACCGAUCCCAAAGGACGAAGUGUCAUGAUAUCUGCUAUGGAAAAGAGCAAAUUGGUCUACAUUCUCAAUCGAGAUGCUGCCGCCAACUUGACGAUCUCUUCGCCCCUCGAAGCGCACAAAAACUCGGCGAUUAUUCAUCAUAUCGUUGGACUGGAUGUCGGCUUCGAGAAUCCAAUGUAUGCUGCUUUAGAAGUCGAUUAUUCAGAGUCUGACCAAGACCCAACGGGUGAAGCUUUCAACCGCGCUGAAAAGAUGCUCACAUUCUAUGAGCUGGACUUGGGACUAAAUCAUGUUGUUCGCAAGUGGAGUGAACCCACUGAUCCUCGCGCAAAUAUGCUCUUACAAGUGCCGGGAGGGCAGCUGGCAUCUUCCGAUCGUUUUGAUGGACCAUCCGGUGUUCUGGUGUGCUGUGAAGAUCACAUCAUCUACCGUCAUAUGGAUGCGCCUCAGCAUAGAGUUCCUAUUCCCCGGCGAAAUGGUCCUUUGGAAGAUCCUAAUCGUGGCUUAAUCAUUACUGCUGCAGUCAUGCACAAGAUGAAGGGCGCGUUCUUCUUUUUGCUUCAGAGCGAAGAUGGCGAUCUAUUCAAGGUCACAAUUGAACAUGAAGAUGAAACAGUCAAGUCCCUUAGAAUCAAGUACUUUGACACAGUUCCAGUCGCUGCCAGCCUCUGUAUUCUCAAAUCCGGUUUUCUUUUCGUGACCUCGGAAUUCGGCAACCACUAUCUUUAUCAAUUUCAGAAGCUCGGUGAUGAUGAUGACGAGCCUGAAUUUAGUUCCACCUCGUACUCUUCAUUUGGGAUGGCAGACCCAACUGUACCGCUACCGCAUGCUCAUUUCCGCCCUCGCCCGUUGGAUAACCUCGUCGUGGCUGACGAACUUGAAUCUUUGGAUCCUAUUCUCGAUUCCAAAGUCUUAUCCAGACUCCCAAACUCAGAUACACCGCAGAUUUUCACAGCUUGCGGCCGAGGACCCCGUAGUACCCUACGAAUCUUGCGUCAUGGUCUUGAGGUGGAAGAAUCUGUAAGCUCCGAUCUGCCCGGUAUACCAAAUGCUGUAUGGACAACGAAACGAGCUGAAGACGACCCCUUCGACUCUUAUAUCAUCCUGUCAUUCGUUAACGGAACACUGGUCCUCUCCAUUGGAGAAACAAUUGAGGAAGUGCAGGAUACAGGAUUCUUGUCUUCUGCACCUACGCUUGCCGUUCAACAGAUAGGUUCCGAUGGUCUGCUACAAGUCCAUCCUGGUGGCAUUCGCCAUGUUCUUGUUGACACUCGUGUAAACGAGUGGAAAGUUCCUCACGGCAAGACUAUCGUCUGCGCUACAACAAACAAACGACAGGUGGUAGUUGCAUUGAGUUCUGCCGAGCUCGUGUAUUUCGAAUUGGACUUGGAUGGUCAGCUGAACGAGUAUCAAGACCGCAAAGCUAUGGGCAGUACGGUCCUGGCGCUGAGUAUAGGUGAAGUUCCUGAAGGUCGUCAAAGAACUCCUUUCUUGGCAGUGGGAUGUGAGGACCAGACUGUUCGCGUGAUUUCAUUGGAUCCCGAAACCACACUGGAAACGAUCAGUUUGCAAGCUCUUACCGCUCCGCCUUCAUCCAUUUGCAUUGCAGAUAUGCUUGAUGCCAGCAUCAACAAGACGCAACCGACAAUGUUCGUUAAUAUUGGUUUACAAAACGGAGUCCUCCUUCGAACUGUAUUGGACCCAACUAACGGUCAGCUUACUGAUACCCGUACCCGUUUCUUAGGAACGAGGCCUAUUCGUCUCAUUCGCGUUCAAAUUCAGCAGAAUCCGGCAAUUUUAGCACUAUCAUCACGUUCAUGGCUCAAUUACACACAUCAAAACCUUAUGCAUUUUACUCCUUUGAUUUUCGAAAACUUCGAUUAUGCCUGGGGCUUUUCUGCAGAGCUAAGUCCGGAGGGUCUGAUCGGGAUCACUGGAAGCACGUUACGGAUUUUCCAGAUUCCCAAGCUAGGCACGAAACUGAAAGCAGAUUCAAUCCCGCUAUCCUAUACUCCACGAAAGUUUAUUACCCAUCCACAUAACGAGUACUUCUAUCUCAUCGAAGGAGACCACCGUACGCUGGGUGACGAUGCAGCUGCCAAUAAAUUGGCAGAAUUGCGGAAACAAGGGAAAAAGAUUGAUGAAGAGGUGGUUAACUUGCCUGUGACGGACUUUGGUCGGCCAAAAGCGGCGGCAGGCAAUUGGGGGUCCUGCAUACGAAUUGUGGACCCGGUUGAGGCCAAAACGGUUGCAGUGGUGCAGCUGGAUGGCAAUGAAGCUGCGUUCUCUCUUGCCAUUGUUCCGUUCUCUGCAAGAGGCGGAGAACUACACCUGGUUGUAGGAACGGCGGCUGACACCAUCGUUUCACCGAGAUCCUGCACUAGUGGAUACUUCCGCACCUACAAGUUCACUAAUGAUGGUGCUGGCUUACAGCUAUUGCACAAGACGGAAACAGAUGAUGUUCCCUUGGCUCUAAUGGCUUUCCAAGGACGUCUGGUUGCUGGCGUCGGGAACGCGCUACGGAUAUACGAUAUUGGGAAGAAGAAGCUGCUGCGCAAGGUCGAAAACAAGACCUUUGCUUCGCCCAUCAUCAGUCUCAAUACUCAGGGUUCUAGAAUUAUUGUUGGCGAAAUGCAGGAAUCAGUAUCAUUCGCUGUAUAUAAGGCACCUGAAAAUCGCCUGCUCGUGUUCGCCGACGAUAGCCAGCCGCGGUGGAUAUCCGCUGUCACUAUGGUCGACUAUAACACUGUGGCAUGCGGUGAUCGUUUUGGCAACGUCUUUGUUAACCGCCUCGAUUCUAAAAUGUCCGACCAAGUCGAUGAUGAUCCGUCGGGUGCCGGAAUAUUGCAUGAAAAAGGUCAGCUAAUGGGCGCUCCUCACAAGACAAAAAUGCUCUGUCAUUUCCACAUUGGCGACCUUGUGACUUCGAUACACAAAGUGUCCCUGGUCGCUGGUGGUCGUGAGGUUCUGCUGUACACAGGCCUGCAUGGAACUAUAGGUGUUCUCGUGCCCUUUGUAUCGAAGGAGGACGUAGAUUUCAUAUCAACAUUGGAGCAGCAUAUGCGAACGGAGCAACCGAGCUUGGUCGGGAGAGAUCAGUUGAGUUGGCGCGGAUAUUACACGCCAGUGAAAGCUGUCGUGGAUGGGGAUCUUUGCGAGACAUUCGCUACGCUACCAGGACCUAAGCAGAGUUCUAUUGCUGGAGAGUUGGAUCGAUCUGUUGGUGAAGUGCUCAAAAAGCUAGAGCAGUUACGGGUGACCACGAGUGGGUUUUAGGAUAUUUAAUUUUUUCGUUGAUAACUGCUAUAACUAUUUGCUCCGACUGUAUUUUCAUUGUAUCAUGUAUUCACGAUGCUGCAGCUUGAAGCU
Molecule: messenger RNA, 3835 nt
Organism: Guyanagaster necrorhizus
Lineage: Eukaryota; Fungi; Basidiomycota; Agaricomycetes; Agaricales; Physalacriaceae
Exons: 14
Coding region: 101-3742 (1213 amino acids)
Cellular component (GO): nucleus
Molecular function (GO): nucleic acid binding; protein binding
Source: RefSeq, a predicted model, not a curated record